This is a messenger RNA of Pecten maximus, 715 nucleotides long. Its product is annotated as centromere protein X-like. The transcript has 6 exons. The record is from RefSeq and is a predicted model, not a curated record. NCBI's taxonomy places the organism in Eukaryota, Metazoa, Mollusca, Bivalvia, Pectinida, Pectinidae. Gene Ontology annotation, cellular component: FANCM-MHF complex; Fanconi anaemia nuclear complex. Gene Ontology annotation, biological process: replication fork processing; resolution of meiotic recombination intermediates; DNA repair. Bases 62 to 298 code for a protein of 78 amino acids.
GUCUAACCGUACAAAAUCACCUCCGCCUUUACAAGCGUCAUUUUCACAGAGAUCAAUCAAGAUGACAGAAGGCGCAAGUUUCAAACAGCGAACUAUCCAGAUAAUUUUGCAGGAUUUUUUUAGAGAUGAGAAAACAAAGGUUACUGCGGAUGCUGCUGCAUUGGUUGUUGAAGUAAUGAACAUUUUCGUGUCAGAGGCAGGAUGCAGGGUCAUCAAGGAGGCAAAGACAGAUAAUUCAGAGGAAGUGACUAUUGAACAUUUUGAAAAAAUUCUUCCCCAGCUGCUAUUGGAUCUCUGAUGAAAGAAGAGCACCCUGCUGUCUAGUGAGAUACUGGAUAUAAUGGGUUAAGGUAGGGGAAAACAACAGUACACUACGGACAUUGUGGUGGCGAGGAUUAUCUUGGAGUGACUUCAGUACAGACAUUUUGUUUGUGGUCGCGAGGAUUAUCUCGGAGUGACUUCAGUACAGACAUUUUGUUUGUGGUCGCGAGGAUUAUCUCGGAGUGACUUCAGUACAGACAUUUUGUUUGUGGUCGCGAGGAUUAUCUCGGAGUGACUUCAGUACAGACAUUUUGUUUGUGGUCGCGAGGAUUAUCUCGGAGUGACUUCAGUACAGACAUUUUGUUUGUGGUCGGGAGAUCAAGAUCAAUCAUUUGAUCCUAAUUCAUAUAUGUACUGUGUAUAUUGAAACAAUAAAGAUAAUCCUUUACAUGUU